Molecule: messenger RNA, 4866 nt
Organism: Penicillium paradoxum
Lineage: Eukaryota; Fungi; Ascomycota; Eurotiomycetes; Eurotiales; Aspergillaceae
Product: putative NF-X1 finger and helicase domain protein
Exons: 3
Coding region: 1-4866 (1621 amino acids)
Biological process (GO): regulatory ncRNA-mediated heterochromatin formation
Cellular component (GO): nuclear RNA-directed RNA polymerase complex
Molecular function (GO): helicase activity
Source: RefSeq, a predicted model, not a curated record
AUGGAGUCUCAGAGAUGGAAGAACUGCAAAUUUGCUCAUGUGAGCAACAAACAAGGCCAAGGAGCGAUCAACCCUGCCAACUCGACUGCGCGUCCCGAGCCCAGACAAGCCCAUGGCUUGACAAAUUCCGAAAAGUCAUUGCGAGCGUGGCAAGCUAGUGUCCCGUUAUACACAGCGCGCGUUCGUCCCUCGUCCGGAAAAAAGACGGCCAUUUUCCAAAAGGCAAGGCAACUGAUCGAAUCAAAUGCCAGUGUACGGCAAGAGGUCAUCCGGACACUGGCUAGUGAGGAUGGUCUGAGACUGGUACUGGACCUUGUUCAGGAGAACUUCGAAGACAUGGAUGAUACAACGAGAGACAUCAUAUUCAAGACACAGGUGCUUCCGUUUCUAGAGAUAGUGACAAAUCCCGAGGUUUCAUCUUCGCUGGUGUUGGAGCAGGCAGUGGGCACAAUCUACAAUGUCUUGUUCGGCCUCGAUGGGACUAGAGCGGCACGUUGGCUCAAUUUCACCUGUGGCGUGCUCGAAAUUGAUACCACAAACGAAGGCAGUGCUAUGUUACUAGAGGCGACUCUACACACUUUCUCUCGAAUUGCGGACCUCAAUUCCACGGCACCUAUCCAGGAUUGUCUUCAUGUUGUUGCACAGAGAUUCAAAGCCGUCUUCACUUUGAUGAACGACAAGGCGGGUAUGACUGCUAGACUCUAUCAAUCUCAGUUGCAUCUCGAUCAUCUUCUCCAACGGAUGGAGACUGGGAAGUUGCUUCAGAUGGGUAUAUCCAAACCGACGAUCAAAAAUGAGAAACCCGUAACAUUCAUUGCUCAACGCGAGACCCCUGGGGGUAGACACAAUAACGACUUUGACGACAUCUGCCAAAUCAGGAUCAUGCCUAGCUUCGAGGAGAUCUGCUGUCGUCAGACCGAGUACUUGCCUGUCAAUGAUCCACUUCAAUGGCACAUUGAAGGUAUUGAUGGGCUGCUGGAUAGGAACUUCCGAUUGUUGCGCGAAGACACCGUCGGUCAGCUUCGAGAUGCAAUCCAUCACGAACUCAACCCGCAUCCCCAGCUACCACAAUUGCGUAGGUUCGUUUACCCCAACUCUCUGGUGGUAAAUUUAGGAUUCAAUUGGCUUUCGGGCCUUUACUUCGAAGUUGACUUCCCCCAGCCUGCUGGAGUGAUGAACUACACAGCCCAAGCCAGGGAGAUGUGGUGGCAGAACUCAAAACGACUACAGCCCGGUGCACUCGUCUGUCUAGUGAUUCAGAAGGAUGUGGUGUUGUUUUGUACCGUGACACACCGCGAUAUGUCACCCCGACGAAACAAAGACCCCGUCAAACCCCAGGAUCAGACCCAUCCACAGACAAGGACUGAGCCCAGGACUCUUUGGAAGAGCUCCAAGAGAGGCUCGGUCACACUCAUGCUGGUGGAUUCUAGGGAUACCAAUGCUGAAGUUGUGUUAGACUUGUUCAGUCCAAAGAAACCCGUUAUAUCCUUGGUGGAGUUUCCGGGAGUCAUACUUCCAGCUUUCGAACCAGCCCUCCGAGCACUCCAAUCGAUCAAAUUAGCCAAAAACCUGCCUUUUUCUGAGCUUUUCGUCCCUUGGGCCUUUGAGAAUGCCAAUCUACCCAACGUCGCUCCCCCAUUGUAUGCAGCGCAGCCUGGCUUUGCAUUCAAUCUCCGCUGUCUCAUGGACAAUGAUGUCAAUUUCUACGUCCGCACCAAUCAGCCAACUGACAUGCAAUAUGUGCAGGACCAUUCAACUCUAGACCGGGCACAGGCUCAUGCGUUGGUCAAUUGUCUGAAGCGAAAGCUUGGUUUGGUCCAAGGACCACCUGGUACUGGCAAAAGCUACACGGGUGUGGCUCUUAUCAAAGUUUUGCUCGCAAACAAAGACGUCGGUACAGCAAGGUUGGGACCCAUAUUGUGUGUCACAUAUACCAAUCAUGCCCUCGAUCAGCUUCUUGAGUCUCUCCUAGACAACAACGUGACAUCUCAAAUCAUUCGUAUCGGAUCUCAAUCGAAGUCCGAGAGAUUGGAAAGGUUCAACCUCCACACCGUUGCGAAAGAGACUGCAAGAACGAAAAUGGAGAAGAAAGAAAGAUGGAGCACGGCUGAGAGACUCUCAUCGUGCGAAGAUGGGUUUCGCGCUCUUGAUCUGAAAAAGGACAUUCCCAUUAGCCGGCUAAAAGCCCAUAUCCAACGAUCAAAUUCCCGUCAUCACGAUCAGCUCUUCUCAUUGACCCGUGACGACGGUUUUCAGCAAAUGAAGACACAUAACCCGCAGACUGCAAUUACCUCCUGGCUUGAUUCCGGACCGAAAAGAAAUGCCUGUCGGAGGACUUUGGAAGAGCUCCAGGAAAUCAAUGUCUUCAACAUGACCCGGCAGGAACGCCAGCUCAUUUACAACCACUGGUAUCAAGGGUAUCGAGCAGAAGUGGAUGAGAAGGUUAUGCAGAUCAUUUCGUCGCACAAAACUGCCAAGUUCGGAUACGAUAACGUCCAGGAUGAGAUGCAUCUUCGUUGCUUGACUCAAGCAGAUGUCAUUGGGGCCACGACAGCGGGACUUGCUCGCAGGCUGGAUAUGUUCCGAAGACUCCCAUGUAAAUUCAUGCUAUGUGAAGAAGCUGGUGAAGUCCUUGAAUCUCAUCUGCUUACCGCGUUUCUACCUUCUGUCGAGCAUGCAAUCCUCAUUGGUGAUCAGCAACAGCUUCGGCCUCAAGUUCAAAAUUAUGACCUUUCCAGUGAGAAUAUUCGGGGUGGCGUGCAAUACUCUCUUGAUAUCUCAUUGUUUGAAAGACUAGUAUGUUCCAACAAGACCCCCAUGGACUGUGGAGUUCCAUUCAGCACCUUGGAGACCCAGCGCCGAAUGCAUCCAUCCAUCGCUCAGCUCAUCCGGGAAACAUCGUAUCCAAACUUGAAAGAUGCACCGUCAGUCUCUCAGUACCCGGAGGUUAUGGGAAUGCGAAAGAGACUAUUUUGGUUGGAUCACCGACAUCAAGAAGGAGGUUCCUUUGAAGCCGAUCUAACGUCAACUUCCCAUUGGAACAAUUAUGAAAUUGACAUGACUGUUUCCUUGGUCAAUCAUCUUGUUCAACAAGGCGAAUAUAAACUUGGAGAUAUUGCAGUACUGACUCCGUAUCUGGGCCAACUCCAUCGCCUACGAAAGAGAUUGAAUGAAUUCUGUACCAUUCUGAUCGGAGACCGUGAUCAAAAUGACCUUGAUCAGGCUGGAUUUGGGAAUGAAAUCAAGGAGAAACCUCCGAGGAAAGCACCUUUGUCCCAAGCUCUUCGGGUGGCCACCGUGGACAACUUUCAAGGGGAAGAGGCUAAGGUUGUCGUGAUAUCGCUGGUCAGAAGCAAUACGAAGAACAACUGCGGCUUUUUACGAACUUCCAAUCGGAUCAAUGUCUUGUUAUCGAGGGCACAACACGGCAUGUAUAUCAUCGGCAAUUCAGAGACCUCAGCCCAUGUUCCCAUGUGGGCCCAAGUCGUUAAAAUCCUGAAAAGGGAUCAUAACAUUGGAAAUGUCCUGGAACUGCAAUGCCCUCGUCAUCUAGAUACCCUAAUUGCGGUCUCGAUGCCAGAAGACUUCCUGAAGUUCUCACCCGAAGGUGGUUGUAAUCUGCGCUGCAUAAGCCGGCUCACAUGUGGACAUGCCUGUGUUCAAAAAUGCCAUUCCGACCUGAUGCACAACGCCGUGCACUACGAAGUCGAUGCUGAUGGCAAGCCCGUGUCUAUCCGGGUAUCAUCGACUCCUUUCUCUGUUCAAGACAUUAAAACGUGCGCCACAUGCCGUGGUUCAUUGAGGGAUAUUGCCCGGUAUGGCCGACUGAUACGUCGAGCUAUCCUUGAUGAAUCGACAAAGAAAUUGAUUCUUUUACUCAACCGGGAGUAUGUUCCUCUCGCGCAGGAGCUUCCUAAGCUCGUCCAUGAGCUAAAAGCAACAGAAGACCAGAGAAAAUCUCCAUGGCCAUCGGUGAUAGAGAUAAAUGGCUCGCGAGCCCAACAAAUUCAGAACAUGGGAGAUAUCAUGGAGGACACAAAUCCAGGCAGAUGGGAUAGGAUCCUCAACCUGCGCAAGCGAAUUGAAGGUUAUCGAGGUCGUGUGAAACCCGAGGAGCAGCCUAUUGAAAGAGUUCGCAAAAUGCUAGAAAAUGCCCGACAACGCAAGAAAACAACAGCCAAUAUGGACUACAUCGACAAUGUCCUACAAACCAAAGGCUUCUUACAAGGAACCGCCCUUUUGCUUCGUCUGGACAUCAUUCUAAUUGUUGAUCUAUUGAGCCUCGUAUCCGAAGGACGACCAAGCCAGGUUAUGUUAGAGCUUGAUUUCCACAAGAUCCGGGACGAUUGCCAGGCCCUCAUCCAACAAGCGACUACUCACCAUCGACUUUUGCAGCAAACAGAGGGUCAUAUUUUCCUUGCACAACUUUAUGCCCUCGAACGAGCACAUUGCUGCACACGAGACAAGACCAUGAAGAUUAUGCAGCACGGCCAGCUCGCAAUUGCCCGAGCCAGGUCUUUGUGCGACGAGCACCCGGGCCAGACACGGGGAUUGGCAGGUGAAGUUGACAGUGUCGAGAAAAUGUUGCGCGAGGGCACAUUCUACACAAUUAUCACUAAUGAGGAACGAAUGGCAGUGAUCUCUGCGAUGGCGCAAGAAUUCCAAGGAAGUGGGCAUUGGUACUACUGUCGCAAUGGACAUCCCUUUACAAUUGGAGAAUGUGGAGGAGCCGAGGAAAUGGCUUCUUGUCCUGAGUGCGAUGCCCCAGUGGGGGGCGAGUUCCAUCAGAUGGUAGCGGGUGUUACUCGAGCGUAUGAUCUGGAACAAGAUAUGGCCAGAUUGAAUCUUCGGGAGGGAGGUGGCUGA